AUGACAGCCAUAGCUGGUCGAUUUGAUUCCGAUUUUAAUGACAAUUCCGGUAAAAUGAUGAAAGUGGAAUACUCGACCGGGGCAAAUUUGACUCCACUCAACUCCUCAUCCACAUCGUCCAAUUCGUCCCUCUGUGUUGGUUGUGGUUCGGCCAUCUACGAUCCGUUUAUUUUACACGUUCAACCCGAUUUGGAAUGGCACGGACGGUGUUUGAAUUGUUCCAAAUGUCAUCGCUCUUUGGGCAACGAUCCAACCUGUUUCGUGCGUGAUGGGAAAGCCUAUUGUCGUGAAGAUUAUUUCAAGUAA
Molecule: messenger RNA, 306 nt
Organism: Echinostoma caproni
Lineage: Eukaryota; Metazoa; Platyhelminthes; Trematoda; Plagiorchiida; Echinostomatidae
Source: the annotation of a GenBank genome assembly